Molecule: messenger RNA, 823 nt
Organism: Moneuplotes crassus
Lineage: Eukaryota; Ciliophora; Spirotrichea; Euplotida; Euplotidae
Source: the annotation of a GenBank genome assembly
UCUCACAUGAAAAGUUAUCGCAAGAAGCAACUACAGAUCCUGAAGGCAGAGAAAGCACUGGCCUUUGACUCCACUGAAAGGGCUGAGUCAGGUUAUUUAUCCAGAUCUAAGCAGAGUAGAAGCUAUUUCCUAAAGAUAGUUAAUUAUGGACAAAAAGAAGAAUUUACAAGAGUCUUUAACAAAAACUUUAACUAUUACAUCAACAAAAACAGCACCACCAAGAGCAAAUUAAAUCUAAUAGUUUUUAUUAGGAGAAAGACAACUUUAUUGGAUCAGAGAACACUUGCAGAUAAAUUUACUUCCUUUAAGCCGGAAAGACUGCAAAUCAGAAAGCUAUCAUAUUUUAAAGGCAAAUUCUUUGACAUUAAGUGACUCUUUCCUCCGAUUAUCAGAGUAGUUCAAAAAAGUGUAAAAAAAUUGAGUAUGAAUAGACUUUCUUUUACAUCAAAUCAACUCUCAGUUCUGUUUGCCAAUAUCUCACAAUGACAAUCUGUGGACUUGGAAGACUGUAUGCUCGAUACCUUUAAAAUAAAGCAUAGGCAAAAGGAGAAAUAUUGCCUCAAGUCGCUACGUGUUUUCUCUUGCAUUGAUAAAAAAGAAGAUGAAAUUUUACAAACCCAUGAGAUAUUUUAUUUGGUUCUUAAGUGGAUGUCAUAUCCCAAACUCUUAAAGAAGCUUGAAGAGUUCACUUACAGUGGCAAGGAAUGUGAAGUUUUAGAUCUAUUCGUUUCAAACAUGAAAGAUGAUUUAGGAAUUUGAGAUAUCAAAUUUAAUCUCGAGUAUAAAUUUGCUGAGUAUUAAUCAAGCUCUUAAAUGACCUAUC